UCUACCCCGGAGAAGUUUUGGUACCACCUCUAAAGUUGGCGGUUGCCAUGGCUGCAAGUUCAGGCUGGGCCCCGGAGGGAAGUGACGAGCGGGGCUGUUGUUGGGACACGUGACUGGCGCUGCGCUGAUCUGUUUUGACAAGCAGCAGGGAGGGAAGUGAGGCGGCGGAGGCAGACCGAAGCAUCACGACUAGCAGGACUCGGUGUUCCUUUUAAUCCGCGGCUCGCCUGAAUUUGAUCAGAUAGUCGUCUCGCGCCGGAGUCUGGCGACCGAGCUCGCGCUGAGAGACCCAGAGCCGCGCUCGCGGCAGACGUUGCCGUCGUCACUGAAGCGUUCGGUCGGAGUCGGGGUUGGUUGGUUGGUUGGUUGUUUGUUGUUGUCGGUCGGCAAAAGUUUUUGAACGAAGACCACAAAGGGAGCCAGCGCAGGUGGCGUUUCCAGCACGACGCAAAUGGCGAGGGGUCGACCGCGAAAGUGGACCAAAUUCGUUAUAUAGCGGUUUGUCCUUGUUUUUGGACGACAAUGAUAGGCUAAAUAUUGUAUUGCCGUAGCUCCCCCCUCCCUCCCUCCCUGCCGGAUGGAAGAAGAGACCAUACAGAGGCCGUUCGCUGCUGGGCUGAGCUACGCUAAAGGAGCCGAGAUGUUUGGACGGUAAACAGUGUCGAGAAGGUUGGUCGGUCGAGUUCGCCGUGCUGCUAGCAGCACUGCUGAGUUAGCAAGCCUCCGUAGCGACGGUAUCAACACGAGCCGGGGGAAGGAGAGGAGAGGAGAGGAGAGGGGGGGGGGAGACUGCGAAAUGAAUCCCGACCCAACUAUGAGCCAGGCGGCGGGAUCGGAGACGAGCUGAGAGAGGAGCCAGCUUGCUAGUUAGAUUACUAGUUAACAGAUUGGCCCCCUCGCUAGCAAGCAGCUUGACAACCUGUCCGACCCAACGCUCCGAGUAUCAGCUGUCUUUGUGCGAGUUGGGACAAUACAGCGCGACGCGAUGGAGGCGUACAGGAGCAUGCUAACAAAGCAGGGCUUUGUUGUUGGAUAGGGGGGGGGCAGUCGGCGCUGACACGCAGGCUUUCCAGCUGAUACCGACGCUUAGCUAAUACAGCAGGUCAGAGGAGGAGGAGGAGGGGGUAUUUUUCUUUUUCUUUUAAGGGGGUGGGGGGCGAUUCAAGCGUCCACCGUGGUGUUACUGUCAAAGCUGCGUGUGACACAGAGAAGAAGACCCUGAAGUCAAGCAGAUGACACUGGACAACAUGAAGCCCGAGCGAGAUGCAACAGAGGAGUUUUUCGAGUAUGAUGCUGAGGAGUUCCUGGUGUUCCUGACCUUGCUUAUCACAGAGGGAAGGACACCAGAGUAUUCGGUAAAAGGCAGGACUGAGGGGCUGCACUGUCCCCCAGCUCAGUCGGGCAUGCCUCCUCUUCACAAGCAUGAAUGCAGCGACAAACUGCCCCAGUGCCGGCAAGCGAGGCGAACCCGUUCGGAGGUGAUCUUACUAUGGAGAAACAACAUCCCCAUCAUGAUCGAGGUCAUGCUUCUGCCAGACUGUUGCUACGGUGACGAAUGUCCCCCAAGUGACCCCAUUAGUGACCCAGUCAUCAAACAAGAUGCUUUGCUGCUGGAGAGAUGGACCUUACAGGCUGUUCCAAGACAAAGCGGGGAUCGUUUCAUUGAGGAGAAAACCCUGCUGCUGGCUGUACGCUCCUACGUCUUCUUCUCCCAGCUCAGCGCCUGGCUCAGCGCCUCCCAUGGCAUCGUCCCCAGAAACAUCCUGUACAGAAUCAGUGCUGCUGACGAAGAUUUGGUCUGGCAGUUUUCCCAGCCGCCAUCCGAGCACAUUUUUCCUGUCCCCAACGUAUCCCAGAGCGUUGCCCUGCAGGUCCGGGUCCAGUCCCUUCCCCGCCAGCCCACCUAUCCCAACCUGGCCUGUAGCAUCCACACCGGCCUGCCUCCCAUCUACAGCAAGACCCCCAGCCUCAGCCCACACCUCAGUAGCCAUGGUGGCCUGCCCACCCUGAAAAAGAGCCAGGAGCCCAGCAAAGACGGCCUCCAUCCCAACUCGAACAUGUACGGCAAGAGCUCCAACUCCACCUCAAGCCUUCUACUCAACGGAUUACCCAUCCCUAAUCUGCCCAUCAACAACAUCCCGAUUAACAGCCAUGCUCACACCGCGGUGUCACAUGCGUACGGCAAGAAGAGCCAGGAGCCCAGUGAGACCCACAUCUAUCACAACGGAGAGCUCCCACAGGUCAACAUCCCCCAGCGCCAGGGCUCCCCGCUCUUCUACAAACCCUCUCGCUCCCCCACACCCUCACGCUCUAACUCGCCCUCCCCGCUCCCCUCAAGUAAAGCGGGCAAGUGGUUGUACUCUGCCCUCAAUGGCUCAUCUGAUCCCACCCAGGUGGACGACUACAGCUCCGGUACCAGCAACACCGACCAGUCAAAGGCUCCCAUCCCAGAGCCUCUAAGAAGUUUCAAGAACUUAUCCAUGGCUGAGCCGUCUCGGUGCCCCUCCCCAAGGCCUUCUGGGACUGAAACAAAUCCUCUGAUUGGCUCCCUGCUGCAGGAGAGACAGGAAGUCAUCGCUCGAAUUGCACAAAGGCUCAAUUUCUGUGACCCGACAGCACCGCCACUUCCCCCGGGCCUGUUUGCGUCUGACAGCUCUCACAAAGCCACGUGGGGCAGCAAUCACGACGACAAAGCUGCGAGUAAGACCAAAGAAGCCGAGGCGCACCCUUACGAGUCUGUGGGACGCGCGCGGCCGGCCCUGUUCAACACUCCAGUGACCGAAACCUGCUUUGUCAAGCGGGAGAGCUCCUCCCCUAAACCCGCCGCCUGCAGGAAGCUGAGGAUGAGCGAGGCAGCAGACCGGGUGGAGCAGAGGAACGGAGACCUGAAGGAAAGAGAGAAAGAGAGCGUCAGGGACAGCUCCCUCAUCGCCCAGGCCGUGCAAGACAUCACCCGGCUCAUCCAGGAGAGGCUGUCCGUCCCGUCUCUGUCGCCCAGGCACAGCCGGAGCGCCAGCCCGCUGCACCACGUGCACACCACCACCGUCACGCACACCGUGCGCACGUACUCGCACCCCCCGCAAGCAUCACACGCCGCCAGCAACGGCUGCGCCAACGGCCAUGCACCCAGCCACGAACCUCAAAGAGGCACGACGCACAACGCUGCCUCGCACACGCCCGUUUGCACAAACAAGCCCCAAGCCGGACCCAGGGUGGAACGUCAUUCUUCCCGGGCCCAGAAUGGUGCUCAGUUUACACUUGAAGAAGCUUCGCUCAACGGUCAGGCCGACGCCCAGCCCGGCCGGCGUUUACGAGCUUCCCCGCAGGAGAGGCUCCGAAUCAGGACCCCCAGCAGCCAUGAAACCCCCCCUGUCUCCCCCGUCCUGGAGAACAGAGCAAAGAAUGGCCAGACGUUCAGCUGGAAUAACCACGACGGCAGCGCAGCCACACACUGUUUCAGGAUCCAUGACAAGAGCCCGCCUCAGACGCAGGCUCAGAGCAUUGGUCCAGCCCAGGCCUCUGCUCUGCAGGAUGAGAACCAGGCGCCCUCAGAGUCCGGCUCCUGCACGUCCAGUCCAGAAACCACUCCAUCGCCUUCAGUCCUCCGUCCUCACAGCCCCUCCCCCCUGCGUCCCUGCAACGGCUGGAAGAAACGGAACCGCCACUCUCUGGACGCCACAGCGACGAAGGCCUUCCACCCCUGCACCGGCCUGCCUCUGCUCUCCAGCCCCGUUCCUCAGAGGAAAAAUCAAACAGGCUACUUUGACCUGGACACCUCUCUGACUGGCUGUAAGGGUUUGCCUUGGGCCUCCGGGAAAAGGGUGUGUCCGAAGAGAGACGAGAACAUCGAUGAGUCACAUCAGCUGUUCAGCGCCAGCGCUCCUCCGGCCAGUCUAAGCCUGCUGGGCAACUUUGAGGAGUGUGUGUUGAACUAUCGACUUGAGCCUUUAGGGACAGUAGAAGGUUUCACAGCAGAGGUGGGAGCCAGCGGCUCUUUCUGCCCAAGCCACCUGACCCAACCAGUGGAUGUGUCAUUCUACAGCGUCUCUGAUGACAACGCUCCCUCGCCAUACAUGGGUGUGAUAAACCUGGAGUCCCUGGGAAAAAGGGGCUACCGUGUACCUGCAUCAGGAACCAUACAAGUGACCUUAUUCAAUCCCAACAAGACAGUGGUGAAGAUGUUUGUUGUGAUGUACGACCUAAGAGCCAUGCCAGCCGGACACCAGACCUUCCUACGCCAGAGAACCUUUUCUGUUCCCGUCCGCCGCGACGCCAACAAUCAGACCAGCAGGAAGCCCCUGACCCCGGGCCAAGGCCGCACCCUGCGCUACCUCAUCCAUCUGAGGUUCCAGAGCUCAAAGUCUGGGAAGCUCUACCUUCACAGAGACAUCCGCCUGUUGUUCUCCAGGAAGUCCAUGGAGGUCGACAGCGGCGCCGCCUACGAGCUCCAGUCCUUCACAGAAUCCCCCAUAGACCCUCCGUUUUCUCCUCGCUGCUGAAGGCCGACGCCUCAUCCCUCCAUGCGACAGGCCAUUACCGCAACUUCAGCCACACCUCAAAGCCAGCACUAGACUCUAGUUCCCUCCGUCAGACCGUCGUGGGAGUUGUUUCAGGCAGAUGAGGUCUGAGGACGGCCGGCAACAAGCCCCCGUUAACCUGUGUCCAAAGGCUUAGGUUCCAUCCUGUCCAUCACCCAAAACAACAAAACGGGGGUUUGAAACAGAGCCUGAGAGACUUGUCGUAGAUGCACCUCGUUCUUUGUGAAUUGCAGACCCUGGAACAGAAGGAUGUGGGGCAGAAGUUAGGCUGGAGGAGGAGUUUAUGAUCCUGUUCAUAAUGUUUCCGCCAUAGUUGAACGAUAGUCCUGCUGUUCCUAGGAUUUGAUGCAUUCCCUCUUGUAUCUGGCUCUGACGCCUGUCGAAAUACAGAAAUGUAAUCAAAGUUCGGGUUCGGUUUUCCUCUGCCAGCACAAGUCCAAAUGUUGUUUUCCUCUCAGAGUACAUUUCUGUUCCUACCGCCUCUGAAAUUCCCUCUAAUUCAAUGCAAUGCCCCGUCAUCUGUAACGUUCUGAUUUUCUGUUACUCUUAAAUUCACAGCAGAACGGGAUCUCAGUCGUUUGAGCCCAUGACUCUUGAGCUUGGAGUGACGGUUCAGGCGGAACCGGGUGAAACCAGGCUGUGGCGCCACGCGUGCCACGGACCAUCACGGAACAUGCAAUCACAAUAAUGUACCUGGAAAAGAUCGCAGCAGAACAUCAAACAUGCACUGUGGGGUUGUUUCGGUUUUGUUUUUUCCUCCUUUGGGUUUUUUUUUUUUUUUUUUCUUUGGUUCUUCAAUAUAACUGGAAAUGGAACAGAAAAUAGUCAUAUUCUAAUACUUUUGUACUGUUACAAAAACCACUUUAUUGAAACUGUUGCAAUAGAAUGAGUAACAUUAGUUUAGUGUUUACACGUUCACUUUUCAAUUUACUUACCAUCAGUUUAUUUAAUAUUUAAAUUAAUAUUUCAGUUACUGUUUGUGACGUCUGUCAUGCUAAGAUGAUGUAGUGCGGACUGUAUAUCAUAGUGUGUAUUUUUGACAUUACUAUUCAAAUCUGAAAAAAAAUAUAUAUCUAUCUUCUAAAGCAAUCUUGACA
Messenger RNA from Fundulus heteroclitus (mummichog), 5635 nucleotides. RefSeq names its product family with sequence similarity 214 member A (gene atosa). Bases 1233 to 4499 code for a protein of 1088 amino acids. Lineage: Eukaryota; Metazoa; Chordata; Actinopteri; Cyprinodontiformes; Fundulidae. The transcript has 12 exons. The record is from RefSeq and is a predicted model, not a curated record.